UGUCAAGACGCCAUGUAGCCAAAUUGAUGAGUGAAUUUCGCGCCAAAAUCCAAGUCCCGUUAUCUUAUGUCUAAUUGGUUCGUCCAUAAAUUAUAGUCUCGUUCAUUUCAGUCUUCAGUAGCAUACCUCCUGUUUUCAUAAGAACAGGUCACUCGACCUAUAUUUACCCUUGCGAUCUCCAGUACUGUGAAAACUCGAUCUGCGAUUGAGUUUAUGGUAUCAAAGCCAUCGCUUUGUAAUUUUAAACGGGUGCUGAUACAACGUAUUUUGGUAGAGAAUUCCAAUAAUUCAUUACUCAGUGCGAGAAACGGGACUCGGGAGGUAAACGAUAUGGCCUCGGUUUUUGAACCUUCUUACAAUGUCCUCUCAGAUGGUCAGUCCGAGACUGAAGAAAAAGAUAAGACAUAACGGUACUAAAAUAAUCGUUCGUGUUCGGAACUAGGUUAAGGCGUCUCCGUCUGUCUUCAUAAUAUAGGCGAGAGACCAUUUAGCAUUCUGAUUCCUCGCCAUUGAAUUAGUUUCAAAAAGGAUUCUCUGUUUGAAUCCUAUAUUCCGAAUGCAGCCUCACAAAAUUUGUGUAUUGAAGAUUAUGGUAAAAUGAAGUUUGGUCGUGUAUCAAUUUAAAAUGCUAAAAUAUAUUUCGAGGUUUACGAGGUUUUAUCGUUAUCGGGUUUGCAGUUUACUGUAUACUAAGUCCAGUCCUCGAAUUUCACCAACAUUUACCAAAACUUUGUCUUUUACUGUAUCAUUUACUUGGUGGCCAUUGGAAUUAUGGAAAAAGAAAGAUAUACACGAACAGUGUCAACAACUAUUCAAUAAUUCGUUAUUUCAUAUAGCUACGGGUGAAUUCAGUGUUGCAAAUGAUAAGUUACAUGAACUACUGUGGUUUGUCAACCAGUCUUAUCAAAAUCAUGAGUUAACCAAUCACGAAUACAUCGAUAAACGUUCACGAAUAUGUUCUGAGAUGGCAAAUCUAAAUCUCCUUAUGGGAAAUUAUUUAGAAGCAGAAAAAUUAAUUAAACAGACAAUGGAGGAUUGUUUAACAGCCAAAAUAUCACCAAAUGAUGCAAUGUUUAUUGAGUUGUCACUUAAAAUGUCCAUGAUUUUCGAAAAGUCUGGUAGAUUAGAUGAUGCUGAGAAGGGUUUUCGAUUUUGUAUAGAAAAUCAAGAGAAAAAGUUAACAAGUUUCGAUGAAAAUAUCGACCAUAUGAAUGAAAAAGCUUUAUUGGGAAUGUGUUGUAAUUAUUUUGCCAAAUUUCUAUUUGCUAAUCAAAGACAAACAGAAGCUUUAGUUUAUGCUCAACGAGCUUAUGAAAUUGCCAGUCAAAUUUAUCCUUUAGACCAUGCAAACUGUUUAAAUUUAUUAAUUGAUAUUAGCGUUAUCUAUGCUGAUUUAAAUGUAUUUACAGAGUCUGAACGUAUUCUUGAACAAGUUAUUCAAACAAGUCAAACCAAGUAUCAAUUUUUCAUUGAUAAUUACUCUAAUGAUAAUGAACUACUGAAAUCAAACGUUUCAAAACAAUGUGAAAUGCAUGAAAUUGUGUAUACUCUAAUACAUUCAAUAUUACAAUUAGCCGUUGUUAAUUUAAUGUUGAAAAAACUAGAAUUUGUGAACCAGUUAUUAUUACAAGCUGAUCACAUCAUAAAUCAAAUUGAUCAUUUGGGUUUAAAAGUCUCUAUGCACCGUAAACUUAUUAAUGAUUUUAAAAUGGAACAUCAUUUUCAAAUCUAGAAAUGUUUUCGUCUCCCUCAUCUUUGUUGUUUCUUUCUUCAAUUUUCUAUAGAGAUUUAUAUGAAUGUAUUUUAGAGUGAGUUGUAUUAUAAAUGACUAAAGUUGUAUAUGUGAGUGACGUGAUAAGGUUACUUUUUUAUGUUCACGAUAAUUGCUGCAAAUCAUUCUUUUUUCCUAUCUUUUUAUCAUUAUAUCUUGUUGAUAAGUUCCGCUUAAAUGCUCUUUAUAGUUUUACAAUUCAGUUUGUUUUGCUAUUAUGAGUCCACAAUCCCUAAUUCCCUUCAUGAUCUUUUCUCUUUUUUGGCUGGUUACUUUAUGAUUCAGUGUUACGUCAUUUGUUACAAGAUCACUAACAUAGAUUAUAUUUUCAAACAAGUACAGUAAUACGACUUCUUGUAGGUAAAAUAAAACUAUUUACAAAAUGUCAGCUUGUUAGGUAUGUUUAUUAAUAAUGUUUGUUACAUCCGAACGAAGAAUAAAUGAAUGGUAACUGCUAGUAA
Molecule: messenger RNA, 2232 nt
Organism: Schistosoma margrebowiei
Lineage: Eukaryota; Metazoa; Platyhelminthes; Trematoda; Strigeidida; Schistosomatidae
Source: the annotation of a GenBank genome assembly